CGCAGCUUUCCAUGAUGAAAGCGAUACGUUGUUGAGCGGCAGCAUCUUCUACAACACGUGCGUUUUGUUUAAUAAUAAAUAGUUACAAAAGAUUCGCUCGGAUUACUAACAGCACUUUAGUUAUACCGGACAUAGGAGAGCAGUUUAAUCACAACCCUACCCUACAAAACAUUUAACCGGUUUUCCCAUUGCUGCUGGAAAAGUGGAGCACAAAAGUCCUGUCUUGGUUGCCCAUGGCUGGAUUGAGUUCUGCAGGAUAGUGGAGACCCCCACAGGCCUGAACUAGCCUCCACUCUCCUAAACAUUAUGGCCACAGCCCAACCAUACUGGGAUCAACGCUAUGACCACGACACCAUGGAUAAGCUGUUUUUUGGAUUUGGGUCGGAGUCCAUGGAUCACAGCUUGAGAAUGUAUCAGCAAAACUCCGCAAACGUGGGCUUUGAAACAAGGACGUCUGGCUUCAGUUCUCCUCCAUGUUUAUCUCCCAAGACUCCAAAUCCUACACGGCUGCUGUUUUCCUCCCAGUGCCACCCACCAGAGGAAGACCAGGUGGUUCCAUCCUUACAAAAACUGUCUGUUUAUGAGCACAUACCCCCUUGUUCGCCCAGGAGAACAACGAAGCCCCUCCCACCCCUCCCAGACAUAGGUGACCUGUCAUCUGAUGAAGCAGAAGACAACGAAGUGGAGUUUUUCUCCAGUACCUCUGAGAGCCAGUGUCUGGUGCCUAAAACCUCAACCUUCCAGUAUGGCUUGCCAGGGAGGCGCAGUUUUCGGCGAAGCGGUCAGAUAAACUUUGCGUAUUGCGAAGGGGUACAAGAACAUCAGAAACUUUGCGGGGUGAAGCCCCAGUGGGAGCAGGCAGUAAGGCAGAACCAAGACAGACACCAACGCCGGCUGCAUCGGUCCCAUUCCGGCCCUGCUGGAUCCUUCAAGGCCACCAACUUCAGGCCAACCAGCCUUCACCAUUCUCCCCACAGCCUCCUGCUGGAGAAACCCGAAGUCCCACCUCGCGUUCCAAUCUGCGCUCGCCUCAGUGAGAGCACGGAUAGCAGGCAGCCAUCAUCCGAUGACGUUGAUACGGACAAACCCCCUGAAGUUCCACCCAGGGACCCCAUCCCUCAGGUCAUACCACGUGCCAUUAGUCCAAAAAGUCUCCCGAUUUACAUCAACGGGGUAAUGCCACCUACUCAGAGCUUUGCGCCCUAUCCGGAGUAUGUCAGUAAGGCUCAACACAAGCAGAGCUGUGAAGGCUUGCCGGCUCCUCGCAACCCCUGUAUUCUGCCCAUCAUGGAAGAUGGGAAGAAAGUCAGCAGCACGCAUUACUUCCUCCUCCCUCAUCGACCCGGGUACUUGGACAAGUUUGAGAGGUUUUUUAAAGAGUCGGACUCGUAGUGAUUUUUAGGGAUUGAGCGGUUAGAAUCUGAAACAAUUUCCUUGUUUAAAGUGGAAAUAAGGACGGCCGGAUAUAAACCGAUAUGUUGUUUGAACUGAUUCUUCAGUGUUCUGAAUUAUUGGUCUGUUUAGGGGUUGGACAGUAUGUCCUCGGACUAUACGCAGAGAAAGACAAAAAUAAUUGGUUUACCACUGCUGAAAAUUGCAGAGCAACUCUGUUAAAAGUGUCCUAUUACUGUAGGGCUGCACGAUUAAUCAAAAUAAAACCGUCAUGUCUUGAAUCCACAAAAGAUUUAAGGUCCCCUGCCAUAAAAGCUAGAUGGUUUAAAUUUUAUCGGGAAAAUGGCAAUUAGCGUUUUCCCCCAAAACGUGGUGCCAUAUGUAUUAGUGUCUGCUUUAUUUUUAUUCUUUUUUUUUUUUUUUACAAUUAAUAGAAUGUACAAGUAUCCUUUUAUGAAGAAAUGGGAUGAACUGUGUAACCUGAGUAUAAGCUGGUCUUAUAAUAUUAUUUUUUCUUUCUUUCCAUUCUGCAAUAUGGUUUGGUAAAGGUGCAUGUUGGUUUUCCUUAAAUUAUGCACCAACAGUAAAAAUUCAGAUAUUGCUGAAAAAUGACAACUGACUAUUAUUAGCUAUAGGGAUCACCUGAAUUCCAGAUAAUUAAAAGAACUGUCAACAUUUAUUGGCUCAUUUUAAAAGCCAAGACAAGGACUAUGCCGUGUGUUUUACAGCAACGAGAAGUGUGGUGAUCAAAACUACUUGCAAGUAGUGAUAAAUGGAAGGGACUGGGAACAGGGGUUAGUAUUCUAGCCUUCAUGAGAAGAUUAAUCCAUAUGUUUUAUCUUCUGUUGCUUGCUUUUUUUUUCAUUCAGAUGUGAGACAAAUUAAUCCUUUUGAUUUUUAAAGAAUGGCACAUGCAGUUUCAUUUAUCUGUUACAAGGGUAGAAAUGCCUUGCCAUUUGGUGUCAAAAUGCAGGACACUGGUUGUAAGUGGAUAGUUGGUGAAUGGUAUUUUGCUGUAUUUUUGUACCAUUUAUCAUGAAGUUGCUUCAUUGAAGCAUUUUUCAUUAAGGAAAAUUAUGAAAGGAAGAAAUGGAAGCUCCAUGACUGGUCCUGGCCUUGUAUUUCAUGUAUUUCUCACCAAAAGUUGAGCACAUUUGAUAUUGUUUUUUGUUUAAAUUUGUUAUUAUCUUGACAUUUUUCAGACCAGUAACCGUUUACGUUUUUAGCUACUUGGGUUUAGUCCAUCCAACAAAAUGACUGUUUUCUGUGAGAAAGCUAAUGUUAACUGACUUUGUUUCAUCUGCUGAGGAAACAUGCACUUCUAAAAUGUACAGUAUUGGUGUAGUUUUUCACACCAGACUAUUUAAAUAAAGUAACUUAUUUGUACACA
Messenger RNA from Pimephales promelas (fathead minnow), 2782 nucleotides. It is a transcript of the gene errfi1b, whose product is annotated as ERBB receptor feedback inhibitor 1b. The record is from RefSeq and is a predicted model, not a curated record. NCBI's taxonomy places the organism in Eukaryota, Metazoa, Chordata, Actinopteri, Cypriniformes, Leuciscidae. Gene Ontology annotation, biological process: regulation of keratinocyte differentiation; negative regulation of epidermal growth factor receptor signaling pathway.